CCUCCCCUCCCGUCCGGCCGCCGCCACCAGCACCAGCACCGCCGCCGCCUGGGGGUAGGUUGAGGCGGACGGUGGGGUUCGGGCCGGAGUGCGGCGCCGCCGUUGCGCGAAGGGGAAGCGGGCAGGAGUGAAGCUUCAAGGAAGAGCUUAGAAUUUCCCCUAAGGCCAUUGGGGACAUUUGGGCCAGGCCUCAAAGUAUGUGGAAAACUGCCAGGAGAAGACAAGGGAGUGGACAAGUCAGACAAUGGGUAAGAAGAGUCGAGUAAAAACUCAGAAAUCAGGUGCUGGAGCUACAGCCGCUGUGUCGCCGAAGGAAAUCUUGAACCUGACCAGUGAGCUGUUGCAGAAAUGCAGCAGUCCUGCACCCGGCCCAGGAAAAGAAUGGGAAGAGUACGUGCAAAUCCGGUCUCUAGUUGAGAAGAUACGAAAAAAGCAAAAAGGUCUGUCUGUUACUUUUGAUGGGAAAAGAGAAGAUUACUUUCCUGAUCUAAUGAAAUGGGCCUCUGAAAAUGGGGCUUCUGUCGAGGGUUUUGAAACGGUUAACUUCAAAGAAGAGGGCUUUGGUUUGAGAGCAACAAGAGACAUCAAGGCAGAAGAAUUAUUUUUAUGGGUUCCACGAAAGUUACUAAUGACUGUUGAAUCUGCUAAAAAUUCAGUAUUGGGGCCCUUAUAUUCUCAAGACCGAAUUCUUCAAGCCAUGGGAAAUAUAGCCCUGGCCUUCCAUCUGCUGUGUGAGCGAGCCAACCCCAACUCCUUCUGGCAGCCCUACAUCCAGACCCUCCCCAGUGAGUAUGACACUCCUCUCUACUUUGAAGAAGAAGAAGUUCGGUGUCUGCAAUCAACUCAAGCUAUCCAUGAUGUCUUCAGCCAGUAUAAAAACACAGCACGGCAAUAUGCUUAUUUCUAUAAAGUCAUCCAGACCCAUCCUCACGCCAACAAACUGCCCUUGAAGGACUCUUUCACUUACGAGGACUACAGGUGGGCAGUCUCUUCUGUUAUGACACGGCAAAACCAAAUUCCCACGGAGGAUGGUUCCCGGGUGACCCUGGCCCUGAUUCCUUUAUGGGACAUGUGCAAUCAUACCAACGGCCUGAUCACCACAGGGUACAACCUGGAAGAUGACCGCUGCGAGUGCGUAGCUCUGCAGGACUUCCGGGCUGGAGAGCAGAUUUACAUUUUUUAUGGCACUCGGUCAAAUGCAGAGUUUGUGAUCCACAGUGGCUUUUUCUUUGACAAUAAUUCACACGACAGAGUGAAAAUAAAGCUGGGAGUGAGUAAGAGUGACAGGCUGUACGCCAUGAAGGCCGAGGUCUUGGCUCGCGCUGGCAUCCCAACCUCCAGUGUCUUUGCGUUACACUUCACUGAGCCUCCCAUCUCUGCCCAGCUUCUGGCUUUUCUCCGAGUAUUCUGCAUGACUGAAGAGGAAUUAAAAGAACAUUUGCUUGGAGACAAUGCCAUCGACAGAAUCUUCACCUUGGGGAACUCUGAAUUUCCUGUCAGCUGGGACAAUGAAGUCAAACUUUGGACAUUUCUGGAAGAUAGAGCUUCACUUCUUUUAAAAACAUAUAAAACGACAAUUGAGGAAGAUAAGAUCGUCUUGAAGAACCCAGAUCUUUCUGUCCGUGCAACAAUGGCCAUCAAGUUACGCCUAGGUGAGAAGGAAAUUUUAGAAAGAGCUGUGAAGAGUGCAGCUGUCAGCCGGGAGUACUACCGCAAACACCUGGAGGAGAGUGCCCCACUCCCCCGACACGAGGACAGUGACCUGGGGCUGUUGGAGGGUGGUGUGGGGGACUCGAGCCUCCCGAGCCUCCCGCUGGUCUUAAGAAACCUAGAGGAAGAGGCCAGUGGGCAGGAGGCCUUCAGCCUCAAGGAAGCAGUCAGCAAAGCCAAGGCUGCUGAAAACGGGCUCAUCAAUGGAGAAAACUCUGUCCGCAAUGGGACCAGGUCUGAGCGUGGAAACUUAACUCCAGAGGAGAGCGGGAGAACAACUGCAGACGCCGAAGGCUCCUCAGGCCGCACCGAGGAGAGGAAGAGCAGCUCAGAGGCCUGCACGCUCCACUCCGGGGGAAAUCCAGUUGAGCAGAAGUUUUGAACAGUCCACUUACAUUGCUGUGUUCCUUGUUAACAUUUUUCUUUCUGCAGAGAGGAAAAUAUGUUUUUGCUGCUUUAUAUAAAAAUGAUUUUUUAAGUUAUUUUAAAGAUCUAGCUUCCCUUUUUGAUUAAGAUUGCCAUCUUGUUUCUAAGCAACCCAACGGACAGAGGGGAAGAGGUACCUGGGAUGAGUUUUGGGGCCCUUGUGUUUUCUUCUGGGGCAGAGUUCAGCUUGUCCCUCAGCUGUGUUUUGGUGGACCGGUCAUCCUGACAACUGGAAUGAAAGCUGGCUCUGCCCUCAGAGCUUAUGGUAGGACUCUGGUGUUCAGCGAACGUGGGACAAGGCGCCACAGAAAGCAGGGCUGAGAGUAGGAAGCUACAUGUAGAGUCUGGGCAAAAUCUUAUUUUUUUUUCUCCUUAAAAAAAUAAUACCCCAGUACCAAAAGGUAAGGUGGCAACCUUAUUUUUAAUAGUUUAAAACAUUGAUGAUAAUCCUAAUUAUAUAAAUAUAUACACACAUAUAUCUAGUGGUCUCUAAAGAUUUGUUUACUUUUUUUUGUGUUUUGUUUUGCUGUAUUAAAAACUUGUCCUUUUCCUUAAAUCAAAGUAGGGCACACAUCCUCUGCCUAAUUUUAAAUGUUGGCUCUGAUUUCAAAGCUGUGCGUUGAUCCAGUGUGGACCGUGGAGUGUGCAGACCCAGCAGCCAGCCCCCAGCUUUACGAGUGGUUCAGGGUGAGGUGGUUCCCAGGCUUUGCUGGUUUUCACAAGCUAGAGGUUUUCAAAGCCAUCCUUUUGAGUAAAAACCCUUAUUAAAAGGAAAACAUGAUUACCA
This is a messenger RNA of Jaculus jaculus (lesser Egyptian jerboa), 2923 nucleotides long. RefSeq names its product SET domain containing 3, actin histidine methyltransferase (gene Setd3). The transcript has 14 exons. Gene Ontology annotation, biological process: peptidyl-lysine dimethylation; positive regulation of transcription by RNA polymerase II; actin modification. Gene Ontology annotation, molecular function: histone H3K4 methyltransferase activity; protein binding; histone H3K36 methyltransferase activity. Bases 245 to 2092 code for a protein of 615 amino acids. NCBI's taxonomy places the organism in Eukaryota, Metazoa, Chordata, Mammalia, Rodentia, Dipodidae. The record is from RefSeq and is a predicted model, not a curated record.